CGGGCAGCGGGCGGGUCCUCCGGUGGGCGAGCGGCUGGUGCUGCAGAGGAAGAUGGCGUCGCGGAAGGAGAGGGUCGCUGUGCUGCUCCCGCGCCCGCUGUCCGUGCUGCUGCUGUUGCUGCUGCCUCUGCUGCUCGUGCCGCGGCCCGCGGCCGGCCAUGGUGGCAAGUACUCGCGAGAGAAGAACGAGCCCGAGCCUCCCGCCAAGCGCGAGCCCGGGGAGGAGUUCCGAAUGGAGAAGCUCAACCAGCUGUGGGAGAAGGCCCAGCGGCUGCAUCUGUCUCCUGUGAAGCUGGCCGAACUCCAUUCUGAUCUGAAGAUACAAGAAAGGGACGAACUCAGCUGGAAGAAGCUGAAGGCUGAAGGCUUAGACAAGGACGGGGAGAAGGAAGCAAAGCUGAGUCACAACCUUAACGUCAUCUUGGCCAGGUACGGACUAGAUGGGAGGAAAGACACCCAGGUGGUGCACAGCAAUGCACUGAGUGAUGACGUCCAGGAUGAGCUGGGGGACCCCAGGCUGGAGAAGCUGUGGCAUAAGGCAAAGACCUCAGGGAAAUUCUCCAGCGAGGAACUAGACAAGCUAUGGCGAGAGCUUCUGCACCACAAAGAAAAGGUUCAUGAGUACAACGUGCUGCUGGAUACGCUGACCAGAGCCGAAGAAGGUUAUGAGAACCUCCUUAGUCCCUCUGACAUGAGCCACAUCAAGAAUGACGUCCUGUACAGCAAGCACAGUGAGCUGAAGGACAGACUGCGCAGCAUCACCCAGGGCCUGGACCGCCUGAGGAAGGUCAGCCACCAGGGCUACAGCCCCACCGCUGAGUUUGAAGAGCCCCGAGUGAUAGAUCUGUGGGACCUGGCUCAGUCCGCCAACUUCACCGAGAAGGAGCUGGAGUCAUUUCGGGAGGAGCUCAAGCACUUUGAGGCCAAAAUUGAAAAGCAUAACCACUACCAGAAACAGCUGGAAAUUUCCCACCAGAAGCUGAAGCACGUGGAGAGCAUCGGUGACCGAGAGCACAUCAGCCACAACAAGGAAAAGUAUGCGCUGCUGGAGGAGAAGACCAAGGAGCUGGGCUACAAGGUGAAGAAGCACCUGCAGGACCUGUCCAGCAGGGUCUCAAGAGCACGGCACAAUGAGCUCUGAGGACCGGAGGCCACCAGCACCCAAGAGGCUCCCGAAGGCACCCGGAGUAUCGUCUGAGGACAUCAUCUACAUGGACAGAACUGUGGUGGCUGGCAUGGCUAGUGACAGUGACGUCGUGGGGAGGACCCUCUCACAUGCUGAUCUGGUCCUGCCUGCGGUUGACAGAGACUUCAUUUCUCUGUAGCAAAUGUGGGUGGCCAUCACCACCCUGGUGAGGACCUUGGUGCCGCUGCCAGUCAGGUGUCUGCCCUCCAUGCUGCGGGAACACGGUUUGCAUCAAGAUCCCUUAGUUCUGCCGCUGGAAAUGUUAUAUACAGAGUCCUAAAAAAUACAUGGCAGGAUUUCCAACUA
Molecule: messenger RNA, 1492 nt
Organism: Nannospalax galili (Upper Galilee mountains blind mole rat)
Lineage: Eukaryota; Metazoa; Chordata; Mammalia; Rodentia; Spalacidae
Gene: Lrpap1
Product: LDL receptor related protein associated protein 1
Exons: 8
Coding region: 53-1141 (362 amino acids)
Biological process (GO): negative regulation of receptor internalization; negative regulation of very-low-density lipoprotein particle clearance
Cellular component (GO): endoplasmic reticulum-Golgi intermediate compartment; endosome; plasma membrane
Molecular function (GO): receptor antagonist activity; lipase binding; very-low-density lipoprotein particle receptor binding
Source: RefSeq, a predicted model, not a curated record